Molecule: messenger RNA, 624 nt
Organism: Effrenium voratum
Lineage: Eukaryota; Dinophyceae; Suessiales; Symbiodiniaceae
Source: the annotation of a GenBank genome assembly
AUGAGUGAGCCGGGCCGACGGCCGUUGCGCCUGCCACGAUCGAUCGCCGUUCUGCUGGUAUCGGCCGGCCUCGUCCAGGGCUGUGCCGCGCUCGGCGGCACGGGUGAGCCGCCCGACACGUUCGACCUUGUGGCGCCGCGCGACGUGUCGGCGGGACCGGUGCGGCGCGGCACGCAGAUCCUGAUCGCCGAGCCCGGAGCCGUUCAGGCGCUCGAUUCCCAGAACAUCGUCGUCGAGACCGCGCCGUUCGCCAUCCAGUAUCUGGGCGAUGCGCAAUGGGGCGACCGUCUGCCGCGUCUGGUUCAGCGCCGGCUGGCCGAGAGCUUCGACCGCGCCGAUCGUUUCGACGGUGUGGGCCUGCCGGGGCAGGGGCUGGCGAUCGACUACCAGAUCGUGACCAACAUCGCCGAGUUCGGCAUCGACAUUCCCGCCGCUGCCGCCCGGAUCGAGAUCGAGGUCAAGCUGCUGGACGACCGCAGUGGCGUGGUUGCCGCCGAUCGGCGUUUCGCCGCGUCGGUUCCGGUCUCGCGCACCGGCAGCCCGGACGAUUAUGUCGCCGCGCUCAAUGCGGCCUUCGCCGGCGUCGCCACCGAGAUCGUUGCCUGGUCGGCCGAUCUGAUCUGA